Messenger RNA from Malassezia pachydermatis, 825 nucleotides. RefSeq names its product panthothenate kinase. The transcript has a single exon. The record is from RefSeq and is a predicted model, not a curated record. Bases 1 to 825 code for a protein of 274 amino acids. Lineage: Eukaryota; Fungi; Basidiomycota; Malasseziomycetes; Malasseziales; Malasseziaceae.
AUGCUGCGAGCCGAGCCAUGGCCGCGCGACAAGAUCCCUGAUCCUACGUCCCCCGCAUGGCGCGACUUUUUAGCGCAGCUGGUAAAGGAGUCGUUUUCUGCUCUGCGGAAGACCAAUACGUCUGCACGAUGGAAAUCGCUCACGCCCGGCCGUAUAUCCUUGGCGUCCAUUCCGUCGAUGGAGCCCAAAGGCACGCGCUUGCGGGGCGCGCACUGGCACUCGCGUUCUUCGAUCCAUUUCCCGGAGGAGACGGGUGUUUCGUUCGAUGCAUUUGCCGAUGGUCUCCUGCACCACCAUACCGAGAAUGAACAACAGUAUAUCCAUGCUCUCGAGCAGGCCGAGUGUCUGGAGGUGCUCGUCCCCGAUGUGGCGUCCAUUUGGCAUCUCAAGUACCGCACGCCCUGGGGAACGGCGAAUCGCGACUUUGUCGAACUGGUGAUUACUCUGCCUCUGCUCGCACAUGAAUUGCCGUUCAGCAACUUCCAUGAAGAAGUGAUGGUCGACGCACUGCACACCGAUUCGCUGCCGAACGGCCAUGUCCCUCACGGCGCCGUAGGCACGCGCCGCUCGUUCCUGGUAAUUAGCCAGCCCAUUGCACACCCCAGGACCCAAGGCUACGUACGUGCGUAUUAUGCCAGUGCCGAGGGCGUCCGCGAAGAUUCGAUUGCCACGCGGGCCGACGAUACAUGCGUCCAGUGGAUGCUUACGACACAGACCGAUGCACAGGGUUCGAUUCCGCAAUGGAUCCAGGAAUGGGCCAUGCCCAGUCAGAUUGCAGCGGACGUCCCUGCCUUCUUCCAAUGGGUGCAUGCGAAAAAGGCAUAG